AUGUUAGACGUGCUCACUUACCCUUACCCAGCGGCGUUUCAUUACCACUUCGGGGCUUUGGACGACGCGCAGAACGAAUUAUCUAAGUCUAUGGAUAACCUCUUUGCCACUGCCCGCGCCUGCCCCCCGAAAUGGAACGUCCUUUUCAAAGCCUUAUGGCGCUACAUACCCACACCCAUUCUCAGAUUCGUUGAGUAUAUACCAACGAAGGAGUUUCUCCGAUUCCGACAUUUCAAGACUGUGUCCCGGAGAGUCGCUAAGGAACUGGUUACUCAGAAGAUAUCAAGUAUGGAAAUUACCCCAGAGAAUGAACCCCGACGGGAUUUCAUGAGUGUAUUAUUCCGGGCUAACGCCUCGGAAGACCCUCAGUACCGACUGGACGAAGACGAAGUAUUGUCACAAAUGGGGACAAUUAUCUUAGCCGGACACGAUACUGUGGCGUCUUCGCUGAGCUGGAUGUUAUACGAGCUCGCUAAACAUCCGGACGACCAGAAGAGGAUAAGGGAAGAGAUUCGAGCACUGCGAGCUCAGCUCCCAGCUGAAGCAGCCUUCACCAUCGCCGACCUAGAUUCCUUGUCAUACACCAAUGCCACCAUCAAGGUAUGGUUGGGUUUCCGACACAUUCUGUCUCUGAACAUUUACCCAAUUGACUCUCUACAGGAAACCCUGCGUUUUCACCCUAUUCUUCCUGCAAUAUCCCGCACGGCAGAGGAAGAUGAUAUAGUUCCUUUGGCUGUGCCUGUAGUCACUAGUGACGGGCAAACCAUCAAGGAACUCCAUGUAAGUAAGGGCCAGGACUUCUCAAUAUCUAUCUGUGGAUACAACAGACUGCGGUCUGUCUGGGGGGACGACGCAGAAUCCUGGAACCCUCAAAGGUUUCUCGAGAUGUCGAAGGAGAAACAGACUACGGUUGGAGUCUAUGCGAACUUCGUCAUAGAGCUACAAGCUCUCUUGGUAGAAAUAAUGGAAAAGUUCGAAUUCUCGGUGCCCGAGGGCGUGGAAAUAUUACGGCUUCCAGCCGGAUUCAUGGUCCCUGUGGUCAAAGGGAAAAUGAGCGAAGGAACUCAGAUGCCGCUUCUCGUUUCUUUGGUAGAGUGA
Messenger RNA from Pleurotus ostreatus (oyster mushroom), 1098 nucleotides. RefSeq lists its product as uncharacterized. The coding region runs from base 1 to 1098 and encodes 365 amino acids. NCBI's taxonomy places the organism in Eukaryota, Fungi, Basidiomycota, Agaricomycetes, Agaricales, Pleurotaceae. The record is from RefSeq and is a predicted model, not a curated record. Gene Ontology annotation, molecular function: iron ion binding; heme binding; monooxygenase activity. The transcript is spliced from 6 exons.